Messenger RNA from Micropterus salmoides (largemouth bass), 3695 nucleotides. RefSeq names its product protein transport protein Sec24C-like. The transcript has 21 exons. Lineage: Eukaryota; Metazoa; Chordata; Actinopteri; Centrarchiformes; Centrarchidae. The coding region runs from base 268 to 3315 and encodes 1015 amino acids. Gene Ontology annotation, molecular function: SNARE binding; zinc ion binding. Gene Ontology annotation, cellular component: COPII vesicle coat; endoplasmic reticulum exit site. Gene Ontology annotation, biological process: COPII-coated vesicle cargo loading; intracellular protein transport; endoplasmic reticulum to Golgi vesicle-mediated transport. The record is from RefSeq and is a predicted model, not a curated record.
GUGACGCUAACACUGCAGCAAAGGUUCAGGUUGAUGAAUGUAAGCGGUUAUGUUGUGGCUUAAAUUACAGUUAAUAAUGUAACAGUUUCUUAUCAUGGGAUCUUAAUUAAUAUAACGAAAAAAUGUGUAUUGUAAAGUGAAGCGGUCGCAGAGGAGGAAAUGAAGAUGUUGACGAACAAGUGCCGCACGAAAAGACCCCUGUUUCCGUUGAUGUCCAAAGAUCCCGCCUCCACGGAGAAACACACCUAUCAGUGAUGGUUAUGGAGGAUGAUGGACGUCCCCACAGCCAAUCAGAGCCAGACACCCUGUCAGCCGUGGGCGGGCCAGAACGGCUGGUCCCCGGCUUCACCUCAAGAGCACCCCUGCAACCCUCUUCCCAGCUUUUAUCAUCUGAACCUGGGCUCACCUUCUGACCAGAGAACCUGCCACGACCAUCUGCAGGCGUCCAACCAGCGCUGCCAGAACGACAUCGCUUCAUGCAGAAGCAACACUCCUCAGAGCACGCUGUAUGUUAAUGCUGAUCAGUGUGUGCAGCCUAUCACUCCUGAUGCUAAUCUUUCAUCCGUGGUUCCAGCUGCAAGCCAUGAGAGAAAUAUACCUCCAUGUUCUCUCCCUCUUAUGAACGAAGGGACGCUGACUCGCAAGCCACAACAAAUGCCUUUUUACUCUCCUCACAGCCCUUACCAAGCGAUAUGUUCCCCUUUCCAGCCUCCGUACACACACCAGGGUUUACUGAAUGAACCUCAGUCAUCACAUCAAAAACAUCUUUCUAUCAGCUCUCCAUCAUUUGGACAGUGUGUAAACCAGAGUCCACAGUGUACCCCACAGCCGGCAUUUGAGAGGGCAAAUGUGGAGGCCUCUGUCGGAUACACCCACAGUCACGCCUCACCAUCCUCUCCUAUCCAACAGCAACCUCACUGGACACUUUCACCAGGCUCUAAAGGAACCAUAAAUGAGUUUGUUCCCAAUGCGACUCCACAGGACAGGAACAUCACGCCACAGUCUCCUAAUUCUGAGUCUCGUUACGGCCUGGACCCAGAGCUCCUGCCCAGUGCUGUGAAGGUGAUUGCAGAGGACAGGGCAGAGUGGGAGGGCAAGGUCUUCGUCUCUGAGCCUUUUUCCCGUCUUCCUCCUCUGGCAACUACUUCCUGUCUCAUAGAGGACAGGGGUAACGCGAGUCCCUUUGCCAUCCGCUCCGCCUCGUACUGUGUGCCCUGUGAAGGUCAGGCUGCCCUGCUCAGCCGUCUGCCGCUGGGAGCUCUGGUCACCCCUCUGGCAAAACAAACUGCUGGAGAGAAGCCCCUGCCGUUGUGCAAAGAGCCAGAGUGUGUUAUGGGUUGUGGUUGGUGCGGAGCCUCCAUGUGCCCGGCGAUGAGCUGGCAGGACUGUGGGCAGAGGUUUUACUGUCCCUUCUGUGGGAAACUCAGCGAAGUACCGUGGCAACACUACCAGCCCACCAAAGGCGUGGAGGGGGUUCGGGUGGACAAAGACACGAGGCCUGAACUCAGUAUGGGGUCAUACGAGAUCCUCAAUUCUCAGAAGGGUGAACCUGCUGCACUGCUUAUAGCCUUAGACGUGUCUGCCUCAGCGCUAAGAGGAGGACAUUUGGAGUUUGCAACACAACAAAUACUCACUCUGCUCCACUCUCUGAAAAGGGAGGAUGGUGAGGCCACGUCUGACGUCCGUGUUGGUUUGAUGACUUAUGACAGUAGGAUCCACCUGUACGACCUCAGCCCCGCCCUUUCCCGCCCACACAUGCUGGUCAUCACAGAGACGGACGACCUGCAGCUUCCUGUGAGGGAGGGGCUUCUGGUGCCCCUGAAAGACUGUAAAGAUGGUAUCGACAGUGUGUUGCAGCUCAUUCCUCAGUUUAGUUCAGAGUGUGAUGACUCUGGUGGAGUUCCCAUGGAGCUGCCUGUCAAAGCAGGACUAGCCGUACUGCAGGCCCUGAGUUGUCCUGGCAAGCUGCUGAUCUUCCAUACUGCCCCUCUGAUAGAGAUGGGACACACAAACACGUCCUCAGGGUUCUUUGGCUCCAACAAACCAAAGUCCAUCUUUCAGCCAUCAGAGUUAGCCGUCUCAUUGGCCAAGGAGUGCGUCAGUCAGGGCUGCGGCGUUCACCUGUUUGUCCUUGCCCAGCAAGAUGUGGGCGGGGCUUGGCCGGGACACAUUCCAUAUCUAACAGGUGGAGCUCUGUACACCUACAGCCACCUCCAGGGUGAAUUGGAUAGAGAGCGUUUCAGCACUGAUCUAAAGAGGAUCGUAGAGACGGACACAGGCUACAAGGCUGAGCUCAGGAUUUUUGUCAGCAAAGAUUUGCGUGUGUCUGGCUGUUAUGGACUUUUUAUUCCUGGGCCUAGCCCCGGCCAGGUCCCCAUGGCGACUCUUGACUGGCUUACAACGCUGGCUGUGGAGCUCGCACACACCAGAGCUCUGGACGAGGCGAGAGGUGUAGCCAUUCAGGCUGUAUUGUCUUACAGCACCCAGACCGGAGACAGGAGGACCAGGGUUCACACUCUGACCCUUCGAUGCUCACGUCACCUGCAGGAGAUAUUCAGGCAGUACCAGGCCCAAACGCUACUCACCUUCUACUGCAAAAGACUUUACUGUGCAGUGUUGGAGCGCCCCCUACAUGAGCUGAGGGAGGAACUGCAGACGGAGGCAACAGAAGCGCUGGCAUCUUACCGCAAACACUGCUGCUCUGCUUCAGUGUCUGCUGGACAGCUGGUUCUCCCUCAGUAUCUGCGAGCUCUUCCUGUUUACAUCAACAGUCUGAGGAAGAGCGAGGUGCUGCUGCCGGGGCUGAGGAGCUCCGUCCACCAGCGGCUGCAGCAGCGCUGUCAGGUGCUCAGCAUGGAUGCCUGCAGCACUUCCACACACUUCUACCCUCUGCUGCUGCCUCUGCCAAACUGUCCAAACCGAGAGGAGGCACUGCGCUGCUCUGCUGCCAGCCUGGAGCCCAGAGGUCUGUAUUUGGUUCACACACCCCUCACCCUGCUGCUCUGGGUGGGCACCCAAGUCCCAGUAUGCACCCUGGUUGAGCUCUUCAACACCAGCUGCUUCUCCUCCCUGCCCUCUGGAGAGACCAAGCUGCCAGUUCUUGACAAUCCUCUGUCCGUCAGUGUUCGAUCGCUCAUCAACACACUGAACUCCCAGACACCCUGUGCCCGCAAGCUGUGGGUGGUGAAGCAGGGCGACACCUGCGAGGAGGCCCUGCAGCGCCACCUGGUGGAGGACAAGAGUCCCAACGGGGGAGCGUCCUAUGCAGACUUCCUCUACCACCUCCACGUUAACUCUGUCCGGCUUCUGCAGUGACACACAGACAUGUUCGGACCUCUCUGGGUGCGUUAUCGCCUGCAAAAGACGACUCUGCAGCAGAUUUACCACAAAAAAAACUAGACCAGUGGGAUCACAAGUAUUACUUUACUAUAAAGUAGAAACGAUAAAGGAAUGUUGUCAGGCAGUGCAUGGGGACAUUUUAUGAGAUAUUUAUUUAUUUCAUGACAGCUGUGAUACGUGUGAUAUGUGAGUGACGUGUGCUGUGUUGAAUGUGAUUCGUGCUGUUCUGAAAAUGUGUUUGUUAAUUUAUUCCUGUGUCAUGACAAUUCUCUAAUCCCUGCCUGAGAUGUGUGUGUAUGUGUGUGUGUGCGUGCGUGCGUGUGUGUGUGAGAUGCCCACAGUAUGUUCUGUGUGUG